Messenger RNA from Trypanosoma rangeli, 2139 nucleotides. RefSeq names its product IQ and ubiquitin-like domain-containing protein. The transcript has a single exon. NCBI's taxonomy places the organism in Eukaryota, Euglenozoa, Kinetoplastea, Trypanosomatida, Trypanosomatidae. The record is from RefSeq and is a predicted model, not a curated record. The coding region runs from base 1 to 2139 and encodes 712 amino acids.
AUGGACGCCAACGAAGGCGCACCGCCGUCAGAGCCCCAGGGCACCCCAGGGCCCCGUGCGGAGGAUGAACAACCAGAACAACAGACCGGGGAGGAGGCACGGCCUCCGCACUUAGAGGACAUGGAAGAACCAAACGAGGAAAGUCACGCACUGCAGCCGGAUGCUGUUGUGGAGGAGCCCGUGCAACAGGAAGAGGCAAGGGAGUCUUAUGAGGGAGAAACACAAAAACCGGAGCUGGUUGGUGCAGAGGCGUCUCCAGAGAAGAAGCCUCACGAAGAACUAGAAGAUCUUUUGGCUCCAGUCGCUGCUGCAACGACCACGGUUGGGGAAAAAGAAAUUAUGCAGCCACAACAGCCUUCUCACGGGGCUCAGACAGAAAUUGGAAAGGACCUUCCUUCGUCAGAUAUUUCUUUACCUGCCUCUCCUACAGCUCCUACAGAUCCUACAGCUCCUACUGCUCCUACAGGUCCUACUGCUCCCACUACGAUAUCUUCUGCUUGUAGUGCCACUGAUCUCGAGGUGCCCCCUGGUGACUAUUUUGUCUACACACAGAAUGACGUGGUUAUUGAUGCCACUGUGUAUCCUAUACGGUUUCGUACUGUAGUGAAGGCGCCAGGUUCCUCAGGUGAUAAAAUUGCCACGAGGUUCGUGUAUGAGGCAAUCGCUUCACGCCUGGGGACUCAUCCCGAAGCGAUAAAAGUUUACUGUGGAGACCAUCGUAUUCGCUUCGGGGAAACAAUAGCUUUCGAGAGGGCGGUACCUAAGGAGACAGGGCGUUUAUGGGUGGAUGUACACUUUGCCGAAGACAAGAUACCACCGCAUCUUCAAAAACUCAGGAGAGAAGACAAUCUCCUGCAGUGUCCACAGUUACGCGCGCGGUCAGCUGACAUUAGCCCAGCCGAUCUUGUCGCUGCCCGUCGACGCGGAUUAGCCUUUGAUGAGGCUAUUAAUGAAAUCCGGCGGAAAAACAAGGACAGCAACAUUGUUUCCGUGGCGAUUGUGCAAGAGCCAAGCGGCACUCAAAUGCCCUUUCUGGGAGGUUAUCGUCUCAAGAAGGACCCCUCACGUGUCUUUCUUCAUGCAGCAACACAGCUUAGAUCCCCUGGUGAUAGAAAUCUAGAGGACCUGCAAUAUGGGCCCCUUCCACGCGAUGGGGUUUCACGGAGGACGCAAACGUACGGUGUGUCACGGAGCUGUCAGACACUGCGGGAGUGUAGCACACAGACAGCGCGACCGGACUAUGAAGCGGACGACAUAUAUGAUGAAACAGUUGUCGCAAAAACCUACUUCUCCUCAGUGCAGCUGCUUGCGCUACAAACGGAAAAGGUGGUGGUACUGCAGAAGAUGUAUAGAAAGUGGAGGGCACGCAAGGUAUACUGUGAGCUGUUUGGCGCGCGACAGGCUUUACUGGAUCGCGCUGCCGCACAGGCUGCUGCAGAAGAGGCCGAAAAGCAGCGCCUUGAAGAGUUUGAGCGCAGACGCCGCGCGACGCCACGCACCGCUGACGACUUUGCCACGCUUCGUCGUGAGUUAGAGGCGUGGCGGGCGGCCGAGGCGGCGCGUAUUCUUGUGGACAAGAGUCUUAGCGAGGUGGCGAAGCGUGAAGCACUUUCAGAUCUCACGAAAAAGGAAGUGCUCCUUCUUCAGGAACUUGAAACGCUCCGCCGCGAGGUCGUGCAAAAUCGCCGCACGCGCCGCUUUGAGGAUAUUCUUGCCUUGAUGACAAGCCCCAAGCAGUGUGGCGUGGUCUCUGUUAUCACACGGGCUGCGGAGCGUGCGCGGGAGUUGCGUGAGUUAUACCUGGCGCUGGCAGAGGUACCGUCCUCCGUCGAAGCCCGCCUUGACGUGCUGUUGCAUAUCAAAUGGACCGUGAAGGAAUUUGACUCCCCCUUAACGCAGCAAAUAGUGGAACUUGUGGAUCGUGAGUCUGACUUGCUGCAACGUGGUCGUACAGCGUGCUCACUUAAGGGGCUACGUGCGCGUCUAGAGCAUUUGUUUAAGCGCUUUGUUGCCACACCGGAGUUCAACCCGGCAGUGGACGAAGUCGUUACCGGUCCAACAUUAGGAACUGUUCACGGUGGUGAAGCGGCCUCCACGAUGGCUGCACGGCGGCGCCUCAAACCGUCCAACGUGGUGUAA